UGUUGAACGUUGUGUUAAAAUUAGCUUAGAAGAAAAAAUGUUUUUGAAAAUUUGCAUUUUUUUGGUAUUUUUGAGUGUUUUGUGUUCUGGAAGAGAGAUCGAUAGAGAUCCAGAACAUCCAGUAAUAGACUACUCGAGAGCAAUCGUCCCAAAUGAGGAAAAACUUGGCAAUUUCUGGUGGACCAAGGCAAAAGAACAAUUGAAACAUCAUGUAAAACGCAAAUUAAACAAAAACGAAGCCAAAAACAUCAUCAUGUUCUUGGGAGACGGGAUGUCCAUACCGACUUUGGCAGCUGCCAGAGUUGUCUUGGGAAACGAAAAUAAAGAGUUGUCUUUUGAGAAGUUCCCUUACACCGGAUUAUCAAAGACUUAUUGUGUAGAUGGCCAAACCGCAGACAGCGCUUGCAGCGCCACCGCCUACUUGUGCGGCAUCAAAGCGAACGAUGGCACAAUUGGUGUCAGUGCAAAUGUCACCAGAAAAAAUUGCGAAACUAUGGCAGAUACUAAUAAUCAUGUCCAUUCGAUUGCCAAGUGGGCACAGGAUAAAGGAAAAGCCACAGGUAUUGUUACUACCACCAGAGUGACCCACGCCUCACCAGCCGGUACCUUCGCCCAUACAGCAGACCGAGAUUGGGAAUCAGACACCGACGUCAUUAAAAAGGGCAAAGCCGAUCCCUUAAAAUGCAGAGACAUAGCCCACCAGCUCAUUCACCAGGAACCUGGUAAAAAUUUCAAAGUCAUCCUGGGCGGAGGACGCGGUAAAUUUUUACCCAACAAUACUUACGAUGAGGAACAAGAACUUGGUCAAAGGAGCGAUGGUAGAAAUUUGAUCGAGGAAUGGAAAACCGAGAUGGGUAAAAAGGGUAAAAGUGAGUACGUUUGGAACAAAAAGCAACUGGAUGCUGUGGAUGCUGACAAGACUGACUUUUUACUCGGGUUGUUCGAGAGUAGUCACUGCAAGUACCAUUUGGAUGUGGUCGAUGGUAAUUUGGAGAGCAAAGAGCCUAGUUUAGCAGAAAUGGUUGCAAAGGCUAUUGAUAUUUUAGGCAAGGAGAAGAAAGGAUUCUUUUUGUUUGUCGAAGGUGGUAGGAUCGAUCAUGCCCAUCACGAAACAAAACCACGCAAAGCCUUGGAUGAAACAAUAGAAAUGGCAAAAGCUGUCACCACAGCCUUGAAUAAAACAAGUGAGGAUGAGACUUUGAUAGUUGUCACUGCCGAUCAUGCACAUACAUUGAGCAUUUCAGGAUACCCGAUUCGCGGUAACGACAUCUUCGGCCUCGCCAACCCCAAAGCAGACGACGACCUUCCUCUGGCAACCCUAAACUACGCCAAUGGUCCAGGUUACAAAAUUCACUUCAAAAAUGGAACUCGCCAAAAUUUUUCAAAAGUCGUCGAUAAUAAAAACAAGGACUAUCAGGCCCCUGGAAUCGCGCCCUUAUAUAUCGAGACUCAUGGGGGAGAUGAUGUGGCAGUCUUCGCCAAUGGCCCUUGGGCCCAUUUGUUUACAGGGACUUUUGAACAGAAUUUGAUACCGCAUAUGAUGGCCUAUGCUGGUAAUAUUGAUAGAAAUGGAGGUGAAAAAAUUGGUGGUUUUGGGGUAAUUUUUAUAGUAAUAUUGAUUGAGGUUGUUCUAAGGAUUUUUAGUUAAUAAUAAAUUAUAUUUAUUAUGGGGGUAGUAAUGUAUAUGAAUGUAUAAACUCUACUUGAAUAUAAAUGUAUAAAGUUUAUUUGAUUAUAAAAUAUUACAAUAUCAAAAAUGACAAGUCCAAAUGUUUUUCUACAAUCAUUAGCCUG
This is a messenger RNA of Ctenocephalides felis (cat flea), 1794 nucleotides long. Its product is annotated as alkaline phosphatase-like. The coding region runs from base 38 to 1648 and encodes 536 amino acids. Gene Ontology annotation, biological process: dephosphorylation. Gene Ontology annotation, molecular function: alkaline phosphatase activity. NCBI's taxonomy places the organism in Eukaryota, Metazoa, Arthropoda, Insecta, Siphonaptera, Pulicidae. The transcript is spliced from 6 exons. The record is from RefSeq and is a predicted model, not a curated record.